AGGAAGCCGAGUAAAUUGCAGAAAUGGCAACUGCAGUGAGGAGGAUCAAACUGGGCUCCCAAGGCUUUGAAGUCUCUGCACAAGGACUUGGAUGCAUGGGCAUGUCUGCUCUCUAUGGCAUUCCUAAGCCAGAGGCUGAAAUGAUCCCACUCAUACAUCAUGCCAUAGAUAGUGGUGUCACCCAUCUUGACACUUCCGACUUCUAUGGUCCUCACACCAACGAAGUUCUCAUAGGCAAGGCUUUGAAAGGAGGAUAUAGGGAGAAAGUGCAGCUAGCUACCAAGUUCGCGAUAAGAGUACUAGAAGACGGAAGCAUGGGAGGUAUCUGUGGUGAACCAGCAUAUGUUAGAGCAGCAUGUGAAGCUAGUCUGAGGCGUCUGGAUGUUGAUUACAUUGAUCUCUAUUAUGUUCAUCGUAUCGACACUCGUGUGCCUAUAGAAGUCACGAUGGGAGAACUGAAGAAGCUGGUUGAAGAGGGGAAAAUAAGAUACAUAGGGCUCUCAGAGGCCUCACCUGAUACCAUUAGAAGGGCUCAUGCAGUUCAUCCAAUAACAGCAGUUCAAUUGGAGUGGUCUUUGUGGACACGAGAUGCAGAAGACAGUGUUAUUCCCACUUGCAGGGAGCUUGGAAUUGGUAUUGUUGCUUUUAGUCCCUUAGGAAGAGGAUUCUUGGCGUCUGGUAGAAAUUUGGUACAGAACCUGGUUGAUAAUGACUACCGAAAGGUCCUCCCCAGAUUUCAGCCAGAGAAUGUUGAGAACAAUCUGGAAACGUUUGAGCAGGUCAAUGAAAUGGCCUCGAGGAAGGGGUGUACGCCAUCUCAGCUAGCAUUGGCAUGGGUUCAUCAUCAAGGAGAUGAUGUUUGUCCGAUUCCAGGAACAACCAAGUUGGAAAACCUCAACAACAAUAUCAAAGCUUUAAGCGUGAAGCUAACACCAGAGGAAAUGGCUGCGCUUGAGUCCAUUUCUAAUGCAAUUAAGGGCGAAAGGAACAAGUACAUGGUCCUUACAUGGAGACACGCCGAUACUCCACCCCUGUCCUCCUGGAAACCUAUAUGAGUGGAUUUCCAGCCCUUUUACUUCUAGCAGUAUUAACCUGAGAUGAGUAGUUGAAUUGGUACUACUGCGGAGUGUCCUGUGUUUGGCUCUGGUUCUGGACUUUUAUGUUUGAGGGGUUUGUAGUAUGAAAUGAGUUUUCUGUUGUUCUUGUUUGACAAAAUAAUGGACCUGGUGAGUAUAUGAGAAAAUUUAUA
Molecule: messenger RNA, 1249 nt
Organism: Coffea eugenioides
Lineage: Eukaryota; Viridiplantae; Streptophyta; Magnoliopsida; Gentianales; Rubiaceae
Product: auxin-induced protein PCNT115-like
Exons: 6
Coding region: 24-1055 (343 amino acids)
Cellular component (GO): cytoplasm
Source: RefSeq, a predicted model, not a curated record